Messenger RNA from Myxocyprinus asiaticus (Chinese sucker), 4960 nucleotides. It is a transcript of the gene brsk1a, whose product is annotated as BR serine/threonine kinase 1a. NCBI's taxonomy places the organism in Eukaryota, Metazoa, Chordata, Actinopteri, Cypriniformes, Catostomidae. Gene Ontology annotation, biological process: intracellular signal transduction; protein phosphorylation; microtubule cytoskeleton organization. Gene Ontology annotation, cellular component: cytoplasm. Gene Ontology annotation, molecular function: tau-protein kinase activity; ATP binding; protein serine/threonine kinase activity. The coding region runs from base 928 to 3153 and encodes 741 amino acids. The record is from RefSeq and is a predicted model, not a curated record. The transcript has 20 exons.
CGGAGAAAAUAACGUUUUACCGGAGCAACACAAAUAUACCGUGAAGACAUACGAGAUAUCCGCAUUUAGAGGGGAACCUACAGUUUAUAAUCAAAAAAACAUACAAGACUUUCCCAAAGUCAUGGGCGAAUGCGAGCGCGUGCGGGACCGGUGAGAGAGGACACGGCGGAGAAGAGGAGAGGGAGGAUGAGGAUGCUGCUGCUGCGGUCCGCGCGGCUCAACAACAGUCUAUUACACUGCUACAGUCAAACACCACAUCUGCGCCUAAACCGGGAUCCUCUUACAGUCACGUACAUUAUAUGAUUGUCUUGCUGAAUAUGAAAGACCAGAUUUACCUGUUUGUUUAACAGUACGUGGUGAGAUUAAGGGUACAUUACCUGUGAUUUAGGCCUAGCACAAGUGAAUUGAAGGCGUGGGAUAACUUGUAUUUGACAUACACUUGGAAGGCAUUUGUAAAUGAGGUGAGCUCAUGAGGCCAGGUGGUAGAUACAUCUAGAAACAUUGGUAGCCAGUACCAUCAGGGGCUUAUUGAUACUGCACCUGGCUCUCUGGAAGGCAUGCACUGGGAAUGAAAAGUCUGAUCGAUUACUGAGGGGAUCACUUGCAUGAUGUUAUUGAGAAGGGUGACUUUGAUUGGCAAAGCACUGAAGUUGCUUCUAUGGACCUGACUCAUUGCAAUAUCUUUGCAUUCCCUAAUUUCCCUUUCAUGAUUCUGAAAGAUCUGAUAUUAAACAAUUCUCAAAGAUUUCAGAAUAAUGACUGGACCCAUAUGACCGCUGCUGAGACAGAUUAUAGGGAAUCCCAAGCUCAAUAUGGAUAGACCCCUGGGAGACUAUUUUAGAAAAUCUUAUCUCCGUAAAGAACUCCAAGGUACUCUUUGGUAAUAUUGCCUGCAGUAGCAAGUUUAUCAGGAGCCGAGCCACCACUAUGUCGUCUAAAGAACUGUCAGUGAUUCAGGCAGCUCAGUAUGUAGGGCCAUAUCGACUGGAGAAGACCCUCGGGAAAGGCCAGACAGGUCUGGUGAAGCUGGGGAUUCACUGCAUCACUGGUCAAAAAGUAGCCAUCAAAAUAGUCAACAGAGAAAAGCUCUCAGAAUCUGUGUUGAUGAAGGUGGAGAGAGAGAUUGCCAUUUUAAAACUGAUCGAGCAUCCACAUGUGUUGAAACUUCAUGAUGUUUAUGAGAACAACAAAUACCUAUAUUUGGUAUUGGAGCAUGUAUCAGGUGGAGAGCUGUUUGACUAUUUGGUGAAGAAGGGCAGACUGACGCCUAAAGAGGCGAGAAAGUUUUUUAGACAAAUCAUAUCUGCUGUGGAUUUCUGUCACAGUCACUCCAUUUGUCAUAGAGACCUGAAGCCAGAAAACCUCCUGCUGGAUGAGAGGAACAAUAUCAGAAUUGCAGACUUUGGCAUGGCAUCACUACAGAUGGGAGACAGUCUGUUAGAGACAAGCUGUGGAUCUCCACAUUAUGCUUGUCCAGAGGUUAUCAGGGGUGAGAAAUAUGAUGGACGACGGGCGGACGUGUGGAGCUGUGGAGUUAUUCUCUUCGCUUUGCUAGUGGGCGCGCUGCCCUUCGACCACGAUAACCUGCGGCAGCUGCUGGAGAAGGUGAAGAGUGGAGUGUUCCACAUGCCCCAUUUUAUCCCACCUGACUGCCAGGCUCUCUUGCAGGGAAUGAUUGAGGUCAAUCCUGAAAAGAGAAUCACGCUAGAGGCCAUUCAGAAGCAUGCCUGGUAUCAAGCUGGCCGUAAUGAGCCAUGUCCGGAGCAGCCGCUCCCAAGGCGUGUGUGCAUGGGACGGAUCAUGUCUCUCACUGAGCUGGACCCAGAUGUGUUGGACAGCAUGUAUUCUCUGGGGUGUUUCAGGGACAGGGUUAAACUCACCCAAGACCUGCAAUGUGAAGAAGAUAACCAGGAGAAGAUGAUCUAUUAUCUCUUGCUGGAUCGUAAAGUGCGCUAUCCCAGCUAUGAGGAUGAGGAUCUUCCUCCCAGAAACGAUGUUGACCCUCCACGGAAGAGGGUAGACUCACCUAUGUUAACCCGCCAUGGCCGUUGCCGACCAGAGAGAAAGAGUCUGGAGGUGUUGAGUGUAACAGAGCAGGGCUCUCCCACACCCCCACGCAGAGUUUUGGAUACCUCAUGUCACAGCCAAAGAUCUCGAUCUGUUAGUGGAGCGUCAACUGGCCUGUCUCCUAGUCCUCUGAGUAGUCCCAGGGUCACCCCUCAGGGCUCUCCCCUGCCUACCCCCCUGGGUACCCCAGUGCAUCACCCCCACCCCCCCACCGCUACCCCACCCUGUUCUUCCUCCUCUUCCCCUUCUUCUUCCCGAGCCGAGGGAGGAGGUGUGGGUGUCGGCUCACUCUCCUUGACCCCACCCUCUAGUCCAGGAGGAGGCGGGGGCAUGGCUGCCAGUAGCUCUGCCCAUUGGAAGACACGCCUCAACUCAUUGAAGAACAACCUGUUGGGGUCACCGCGAUUCCAUCGACGCAAGUUACAGGUGCCAACUUCAGAGGACAUGUCCAGUUUAACUCCAGAAUCAAGUCCAGAGCUAGCCAAGAGGUCUUGGUUUGGGAAUUUCAUCAGUCUGGAAAAAGAAGAGCAGAUAUUUGUGGUCAUCAGAGACAAACCCCUUAGUUCAAUCAAAGCUGAUAUCGUCCAUGCAUUCCUUUCUAUCCCCUCCCUCAGUCACAGCGUAAUCUCCCAGACGAGUUUUCGAGCAGAGUACAAGUCUUCUGGAGGUCCAUCUGUUUUCCAGAAACCUGUCAAAUUCCAAGUAGACAUCUCAUUCUCUGAGGGGGACAGAGAGCGGGAGAGGGAGAGAGAGAGAGAGAGGGAUGGACAGAAGGAGUUUGGAAUCUACAGUGUUACUUUUAGCCUAAUAUCAGGUCCAAGUCGCAGGUUUAGAAGAGUUGUUGAAACGAUUCAAGCCCAGUUGCUCAGUUCUCACGAUCAGCCCUUGGUACAAGCUCUUUCAGAUGAGAAGAACAUUCGCCCUCCUAGAACACCAACCAGACAAAACUCCCGCCGCUCAGAGGGCGGAAGCGAUCGCUGUGAAUGGGUGGAUCGUGGAGAGAGUGGGGUUUUACUCCAGCGCAGGGGAUCGGGCAAAGAGAGAACCCGCCUACUUUCCUCCAGUGGAACGCAAUCACAGCCUUGAAACAGCAUGAUGGUAAAAUGUGUUUUAAAGAGGAGCUUUUCGAAAGUCUAAUGAAACCAAAUAUUGAUGCCUCAUUGUGGAAGAACAUGGGAUGCAGUGAAGCCAGAAUGAUCUCCAUUAAACAUCACCACAAUCAAAAACAACAUGGACCUAUUUGGGAUCUGCCACCUCCAAACUGUCUUCUAAAAAUGGUUUCAUCAUGGACAAUGCUUAAAUUUUAUGUGGUAUUCUCUUAUGUAAUUUAGAUGUAAAGUGCAUUUGUGGAACGGAAGUUUCCAGUUGGGUGUAGCACACCAUUUCUUUUUUUUACAGGCUUGGUAUCUGUUUAAAGGUAAAGUGUGUAAUUUUUCAGAUGUUAAAAUACUUUUAUCCCUGCUUAAUAUGCAGAGACAACAAUAAGUAAUCCAUUGGCAGUGUUAUUUCCCCAAAAAGUAUAAAAACUGUGGCGCUAUCAAAACAUUGCUCUGUUUGUUUGAGUACCCUGGCCAAGCCCAACACAGCAACAUUGGCUCAAUCAAUGGCAUGAGUUUGGGGUGGGACUAUCUGUUUGUCCAGCCAAUGGAAGACUAAGAGAGUGUUCGGGAAACCCAUUUGAAAACAGUUAUUAUGUUUGGAAUUCCGUUUAUUGGCACAGAAAUUACACACUUCACCUUUAAGUAAUUGAGUAAUUAUAGCAACAGAGAUGUUAUUCCAAUUUAGCCUGAAUCCUUAUCCUUCAGCUCAAGUUAAUACCAAUGAGAUCCAGAUCCAAAAGCUAUCAACACCACCAGUCUGUUCAGACAUAUGCAAUAAAUAUCAAUAAGCUAAAAAAGGUUCAGUUUAACAAAGCUGCACAUGCUGAAUCUUUUGAAACAUGAUUACCUCCUUGAGCAGACAGACUAAUUUCAUGGCAGUAAAUAAGUAUCGUCGCUUACCAGCCCUGUGUCAUUAUUAUCUAUAUAUCUGAUUUUCACAAGAUCACACAAACUGCUAUCCUAUCUGAGGUUCCUGCUAUCCAUAUAAAUGCUGCAUGCUAAAUUCCGUCAACCCUCUCUGAAACUUUCACCCCCAAAUGACAAGAGGAGGGAUUCUGAUUGUAAAACUCUCUGUGAGUUUUAGCCCUCGUUAAGUCUGGCCGUGAUUCACCCUUUUGGCAGCUCAAAUGUAUGAGAGUGCAUCUGAACAAUGGUGGAGAAUUCUUAUGAAUUUUGACUUCAGAAUUGGCACAAAGAGUUCAAGUCUACGUAAUCUAGAUAAAUGAAAUAUCUCAAAAAUGUGAAAAGGAUAUUCAUCCCAAUCCACUAUUGCUGCAAGACUUUUGGUUGAAGCCAACCAAGUGAAUGUUAUUGAAUAUUUUAUUUGUAAGUUUUGAUUUAUCUAAAAUCAUUAAUUUAUUGGUAUAUUACUUCUGGGGAUCGGCACAGUGAAAAAGAGUGACCAGUAGCUGUACAUAUCGGUGUGUAAAAAAAAAAGAAGAAUGGAAUGUUUGUGGUCUUAAAAUAUUUGGGGGAAUACGAUUAUGACAAACCAUUUAAUCUGUUGCAUAAGCUGAUUUUCUCACAAUGAAAACUAAUAAGUUGACUUUACUUAGCCUAAUUGAUUGAGCAAACUUGUUCCCUCAGUUAAAUUGAAUAAUGGUAUCUCAAAACUUGUGUAAUUAAGUUCACUUAACUUUGUGAUCAUAUAGAAUGAACUUAACUAUUUAUGUGAAAGGGAUAGUUCACCCAAAAAUGAAAAUUGUCUCAUCAUUUACUCACCAUCAUGCCAUCCCAGAUGUGUAUGACUUAAUUUCUUCUGCUGAACACAAACAAAGAUUUUUAGAAAAUCA